UCUUUACGCUGAAACUUUGUGCCCGGAAAUGGUUUUCACAAAGUGCAACGUAAGAAUGUGCAAUUUCCAUGCAUAGGCUACUCGGAGCAGUCAUACGUGCAUCGAGAGGUAUCGCCGAAUAAUAGAAGAUGUAGAAUUAUACGAACAUACCUGAAAUGAAGAUGCUCGAAAUAACAUGUAACGAUCGUCUUGGGAAAAAAGUACGAGUCAAGUGUAAUCCGGACGAUACGAUAGGGGAUUUGAAAAAAUUGAUAGCAGCCCAGACCGGGACGCAUUGGGAAAAGAUUGUCCUGAAAAAGUGGUAUACUAUCUUUAAGGAUCACAUAAAACUGCAAGACUAUGAAAUUCACGAUGGGAUGAAUUUAGAACUUUAUUACCAAUAAUUGCUGAUAAGCGAUCUUAGAUCAGUUACAAUCCUAAACAUACUUAAACACUACGACAACGAUAACAGCAGUAAGUGUUUCUUGAUUUUCUAUUUUGUAUGAUGUUUAAAUACACGAUGUACAUAACAGGCGUUCAAUAAACAAUUGUAAAUGGCAA
Messenger RNA from Ceratina calcarata, 540 nucleotides. It is a transcript of the gene ubl, whose product is annotated as Ubiquitin-like protein 5. The transcript is spliced from 3 exons. Bases 156 to 383 code for a protein of 75 amino acids. Gene Ontology annotation, biological process: protein modification process. The record is from RefSeq and is a predicted model, not a curated record. NCBI's taxonomy places the organism in Eukaryota, Metazoa, Arthropoda, Insecta, Hymenoptera, Apidae. Gene Ontology annotation, molecular function: protein binding.